AAGUUUAGAUGCCUUGAAGAUGGCUUGUGGAGGGAUAGUUUAUUCUGUCUAUGUGACAGGUUUGUCACAAUUUAAGAAAAGAACAGUUGAAAAUAAGCUAGCUGCUUACUUUCAAAGUAAGAAGAAGUCUGGUGGUGGAGAGUGUAAUGUAAAUAUCCUUGAAAAUGGAGAGGCAAUGGUAACUUUCAACGAGAAACAUGCACAAAAGUCUGUCUUGGAAAGGAAGCACUUCAUUACCAUUGAAGGAAAAAGCAUUCCGCUAACUGUAAGCCAGGAAAGUGAUAAAACCAGCAUUCCUGAAGAUGUCCAAGAUCUUACCUCACCGGUCAAGGAUGCUUCUAGCAGUAAACCUGAAGUUCCACUGAGCAACGUACAGAACAAAACACUGGAGGGAAGUGAUCCAGUUGAAUCAUCGCGUGUUUGUAUUAAAGUAGAUACUGUAAAAUUUUCAAGGGGAAACGUCGACUUUUUCAUUGAAUGUUGUAUUGGCACAUCAUCUUUCCACAUGCGACAUACCAAUGAAGCUACAACGUUUAUUCUGGAAUUCACCGAUGACACUGAUUUGAACAAAGCUGUUCAAAAUUUAAGCAGGAGUUUGCUGGAAAUGAAAGUGACCGCCAUCCAACUCCCAAGAACAGCCCAGCUUCGAGUUACUCAACUUCCGAAGUCCAUAACACAGGAUCAUCUUGAAUUGUACUUUGAACAUGAACUCAAAGGUCUCGGCCCAGUGAAGGCUGUUUUAGAUGAAGCUACACAAUCAGCAAUAAUAGACUUCCCGGAUGCAGAAACUGUCGAGCGCAUCCUGUCGAAGCCCCAUUACGUGAGUAAAAAUACUUUAAAAAUUCAUCGUUAUUAUGAAAGCCAGAAAUUGACCGAGUUUGCAACUGAGUUUGACACUGAAGAGCCUGGACCAUCUAACCAGGAGAAGGACUCUGAAUCAUUGGAUCGUGAAUCAUUGGAUCAAAGGAGCAAAGAUGAUAUUGAAGUUAACAGCAACCUUGUCACAGAAGAAUGCAUCUUCAAAAACAAAUACUAUGUUCAGAUUUUGAGUCAGCAAAAUCUAGAGGAAAACUUUUCUGCUGUUCAGUUUCAUUUUGACAUGCCCAACAAUGUGGUGCAAAUUACAGGGAAGGAAAAUGAGGUAUUCAAAGUUCAGCUAAAACUCUUCAACAAAGGAAACCAAUUAGCAAUCAACAAGAUUCAACUAUCAAAAUAUUUAAGAAUGUUUUUGAGCGGUUUGAACAAAGAAGACUUCCUUACAUCCCUAUUUUUAGACUCAAAAAUUAAUGUAGCAUGUUCAUGCGAUGAGGCUGAAGAUGGAGUAGUUAUGUAUGGUGCUUCAGAAUACCAUCUACGAAAAGGUGAAGAAAAGCUCAAGAUGACAUUUGCGGAAGACAAAACACCAAUUCCAGAAGAUUUUUGUUUAAACAAGCAAAAUGAUUUCAGCCGGUUGAUAAAGGAAACUGCAAGAUCUUUGAAAGCAAAUCAUCACGAAUUGAAGAACGUAGAGGAGAAUUAUCUGUUGAGCCACUUCCUGGAAUCAAAAGCUAAUUCAGGUGUUCCCAACUGCUUGAUCCUUGUUGGAUAUAAGAUCAUUAUCAAUGAAGCAAAGAAAUGCAUAGAAAAUUACAUUUGGGAAAACUCGCCUUGUGAGAUUGUUAUUGAUGUUGAAUCGCCUGGUGUCUUUGAAUAUGUGCAACGAUUUUUUAAUUUGUCAGAGGUGCUCCAGGAUGCUAAAAUAGAGUUUCUGAAGAACAAGGAUCAGUUGUCACUGCAAGUUAAAGCAACUAUGAAAAAUGCGUCACAAAUAAAAGACAAGGUGACGGAUAUUUUGAAUCAAGUUAAGUCUGAAAAGAAACUCUUACGGCAACCUGGUGCUGUUCAGUUUUUCGACAAAAACCGAGACCUGCUGAAGAAGCUGGAAAACCCAUACAAAUGCAUCAUCCACAUAGCGAGUCAGGGAGAGAAACAAACAGAUGUUACCGUUUCAGAACAAUCACAGACCAUGUCUACAAUUGACUUUCUGAACAAAUUUAAAAUAUCAGUCGUGAAAGGCAAUAUAAUCCUCAGUGACGCUGAAACAAUUUUGCACCCAACAAACAAGUCUCUGGAUUGUACUUCUGGAUUGUCAAAAGCACUUGUAGAUGCUGCUGGUCAUGAACUUCAACGAGCCUUAAAUAAACGCCAAUCUCAUGUUCAAGGAGGUGAGGCCUUUAUAACGAAAGCAGGAAAAUUACCCUGGGAAUUUAUUGUUCAUGUAGUUGGAACCAAGCCCCUGUCUUUAACAGAAAACCAAGAAGUUCUUAAAGCGGCCAUAGUAAAAGCUCUGUGUCUUGUUAAUGAUAAUUUUUCAAAGUCUAUUGCAAUUCCUGACUUUCGUCUCGGAGAGUCUGAAUCCUCAGCAACAGUUAUAGGGAAGGCUAUCAAGGAAUAUUGCCAAGAAGUGAACAAACCAUGUCUGACUGAUAUCCGACUUGUAUGUGGCGACGACAACUCUGCUAAAGCAAUGAGCAAGGCUUUGAAGAAAAUGAUGGCGCCUGGGUCUAAGACUUCAAAGUUCUCAAACUUCAUGAAAUUGUCUUUCAUACAAAGCAAGAAGCAAGAAACCAACAAAGAACUCAGCGCAUCCAAUGAGCAAACUAAUGCUGCCGUGACCACAAUAAUACCAGACCCAACAGGCAGCACAGGGAUAAUUUUUACAACUCAAGAAGGUGUACGAGUUUCUUUAAUAAAAGGAAACAUUGCAGAACAGAAGGUUGACGCCAUUGUGAACACUGUGUCACAUGAUAUGAAUCUUUCAUACGGAGCUGCGUCUAAAGCGAUUGUGCUAAAGGCUGGGGAUCAGUUACAAGUGAACACAAACAAUGCCAAAGGGUCCACAACAUUUAAGUCUGGAGAUGUUUUACCCGUCAGCACUGCAGGGUGCAAAUUACAUUGCCAGACAGUUUACAAUACCAUUUGUUGCCAGUGGAGCAAAGCUCAAGAUUCUAAACCUGAAAAUGUGCUUGAAACAAUAAUCCAAAAAUGCCUGGAAAAUGCGCAUAAAAGUCAAUACAAAUCAAUCAGCUUUCCUGCUAUCGGUACGGGAAAUCUGUCAUUUCCAAAAGAUCUGGUAGCACAAACAUUUCUUGAGGAAAUAAAGAAAUUCAGCAAAGCAAAUUCAUCCUCUUCACUUAACGAAGUGAAUUUGGUCAUAUAUGAGAAGGAUCUGGAAUGUUAUCAGGCGUUUGAAGAUGAAAUGUUGAUAACUUCAGGAAUGCCGGCCAAUGAACUGCUCAUCGUAAGAGAAGAGAGGAACAUCAGAAAUGUGCAUCCACCAACAGGAACCACAAAAGAGCAGGUUUUCAAUUCACCGGUUCCUUCUGUUACCAUACCCAUUGAGGACAUAACUAUUGAAGUAUCAUGCAAAAAGACUAAAACAAUAUAUGCAGAUGCAGAAGUGGUGCUCAGGAGUGACUCCAAAGUGAAAGGAACUGAUGACAUUAAGAUAACAAAGGAAGGAUCAACAUUUUUGGUUUAUUGUCGAAUCAAACCUCAAGCAGACUUGGCAAAUAUUUUGUUUAAAGCCUUGAGUAAAUGUGAAGGCAAAUAUUUUGGAUCCGUGUGUAUCCCUGUUCCUCAAUACAUUCUUUCAGGAAAGAUGCCAGACCGGGUAAAAUCAUUCGCUGUGGCAGUUUUGGAUGCUGUUUAUCAAUUCACAGAAACAAAGCACACAUCACUUACACAAGUAACAGUGAGUGAUUGCUCACCUGAAUAUGUGAAAGUAUUUGAAGAGCUGAAGAAAAUCAAAGUAGAAAAGAGUGGCUUGGCGUCCGCAAUGUCAAAAUUGUAUUCUUGGGUGAGUGGAAGCCAAGUGCCUGAUGAUAACCCUGAGGUGGACGAGUACGCAUUCAAGCCAGUGGUCUUUCAAUUCUACUUCACAAAUAAUGGAAAUAUUGACCAAGCUUGGGAUGAUAUUCAGAAGUUAGUGAAUAAAGAACAACUGGAAAAAAAAAUACCGCUCAGUGUAUCCCAUGAAAAAUUUACUGUUGAUGAUAUUGAAGAAAUAAUGGAGUCUUGCAGAGUUAUGCAUGUAUCAGUCACCAUCCACAAAACACACAUAUAUUUGUCUGGAUGUAUAACUGAUGUAUGCUCUGCUCAGGAUACUAUUUUUAACGUGUGCCAAAAGAUAGGAAAAAGAGAAAUUAUGUUACGUGAAGAAAUGUUUCUCAUGGAAAAAGUGUGUUGGAAAUUCAAGAUGGAAAAUCAUUGGGACAAGUUCAAUCCAACUAUGAAUGCCCAUAUUGAAAAGGCUUUCAAUAAAAGAGAAAAUGAAGUAAAAGUAGAGACAGAAGAAGGAUGCUUUUUUGUGUUUGACUUCAAAAACAACAUGUGCACAGAUGACGAGGGAGUCUCUGUUCGCAUAUGUCGAGCAUGUCCUGCAGAUGACAUCCUUCCAGACAACUGGGAGGAUGUAGAAGACCAAACCAAAUUCUCUGAAGUACUUCUGAAACCUGACUCCUCAGAAUAUAAAGAAGUAGCUGAUGCUUUUUCGCAAACCUUAGGAGAUCAAGCAAAUCUGCCAACAUUCAAAAUUGACAGUAUCAAACGGAUCCAGAAUCCCACUCUUUGGCGUCUGUAUGUUGCAAAAAGAAACGAAAUGAACAGACUUGCACCACUAACUCAGAAUGAAAAAAUCCUGUACCAUGGAACAUGCUCAGAUGUGUGCGCUAAAAUCAAUGCAGAUGGUUUCAAUAGAAGCUACUCUGGAGCAAAUGCUGUUUUUUAUGGAGAUGGAACAUAUUUUGCAAUAAAUGCAAGAUAUUCUGCAAGCGACCAGUAUUCGAAGCCUGAUGCAAAAGGAUUCAAACUCAUCUACAGAGCGAGAGUUUUAACUGGAGAGUAUGGUCAGGGGCAGAAAGGCCUGAAGGAGCCUCCGCUCAAAAAUCAACAAGGAGGCCCAGACCGCUAUGACAGUGUCACAGAUCAAUUACAAUCUCCCAGUAUGUUUGUUGUGUUUCAGGACAAUCAAGCCUAUCCAGAGUAUCUCAUUCAGUUUCUUACUAAAUAAGUGAGAUUACAGAAUUGCUGAAGAUAUAGCUGCACUGGAACAAACAGGCUAACAUAAUAGUGUCCCUGAAAGAAAAAACUUUGUGUGUUAUAGUUUAUUAAAAAUAUAAAUUACAAUAUUGAAAAGAAAGCACAUGGAUAGUGUACCCUUUGUAUCUCUCCAAGGGCUUUCGUCAAAUUGGUUGUAAUGUGCUUAACUAUAUUUCAGAUUAUGGUUAGCAUUAAGAGAUGUGCAGUUUUAAUGUUUUGCAAGUCAUGCGGUGCCUCUUCUGAUUUGAAAACAGAAGAUGUGGUGAAAUCAUAUUGUUCAAAGUUUAUUAGCUAACAAUUGCACAAAUUACCCCAAGGCUACUUUAAGAAUGUAUUUGGAUUUAUUUGUUGCUUUUUAUAGAUGUUGCUCGUGACAAUUUAUUGCAGUUUUCUUACCAAUGGCACAGCUCAGUUCUCCAGUUUAGAUUGCUUUUGCAUAAGAUUUUCCCCACAAAUUAGAGUAAUCUUGUAAUCUCACUGCACGUCAAAUUAAAGCAACCAACUGAUGUAACACAAUUUGCUUCCUAAAUAAAAUAUUAAACUAC
Molecule: messenger RNA, 5624 nt
Organism: Callorhinchus milii (elephant shark)
Lineage: Eukaryota; Metazoa; Chordata; Chondrichthyes; Chimaeriformes; Callorhinchidae
Product: protein mono-ADP-ribosyltransferase PARP14
Exons: 16
Coding region: 20-5050 (1676 amino acids)
Biological process (GO): negative regulation of gene expression
Cellular component (GO): cytoplasm; nucleus
Molecular function (GO): RNA binding; transcription corepressor activity; NAD+ poly-ADP-ribosyltransferase activity
Source: RefSeq, a predicted model, not a curated record